This is a messenger RNA of Photinus pyralis (common eastern firefly), 2742 nucleotides long. Its product is annotated as G2/M phase-specific E3 ubiquitin-protein ligase-like. The transcript has 8 exons. Lineage: Eukaryota; Metazoa; Arthropoda; Insecta; Coleoptera; Lampyridae. The record is from RefSeq and is a predicted model, not a curated record. Bases 515 to 2581 code for a protein of 688 amino acids. Gene Ontology annotation, molecular function: ubiquitin-protein transferase activity. Gene Ontology annotation, cellular component: nucleus.
UUUCCUGUUUCGUCAUUUUUGAAAAUGAGAUUAAUUAUUAAUUGCGUCGUUGUUUUACUGUUGUAGUGCAUUGCGUUUUUGAGUUUUGCGUUGUAGUGUAUAUAUAUUUAUAAUAUUUGCGUCGUCGUAAUAAUAUAAGAAAACACAGUGUAGUUGGAUUGUACUUAUCUAGUUAGGUAUCUAACUGAUUGCUUAGUUAGUUAGAACAUCUUGGUCAGGUAAGGGUUGGAUUCGUUUUUUUGUGCACCCUUGUUUAUAGGUGGGCCAUCUUGGGGACAGUGCAUCCCAUCCCGGCGAUGUAGGUCCCGGCGACGUACACCCCGGCACCAAUUUUCCGGCUUCAAGCCAUCCCGGCGAACAUUACCAUACCGGCAUCGAUCAUCCCGACGAUUUAUACCCGGCGACGACCCAUUCCGGCGAUGACCCAUCCCGGCGACGGCCCAUCCCGUUAGAUUACACAAUUUGUAAACCGUGCAGUAAUUAGUUCAAAUUCUUCCUGUAGUUAUUCUCCAACAUGAUGGACGAGCUUCAGAACUUAGAUUUAGAGCAGUUUCUCAGGACUAGAGGAGUUUCAGAGGAGAUAAUAAGUAAAUUCAAAUCGGAAAAUAUUGAUAUUGUGGCUGUGCAGGUAAUGCAUGAAGAUGAAUUUAAAGAACUUAUUCCGAAGAGCGGGGACAGAGCAGCCCUUAAAGAAUUUAGUAGACGAAAAUUAGCACCCAGGAAACAAAGUUUAAUUGAAAAAUUAAAAGAUAAAAUAGCAAAAGCGAAUAAUACAAAUCUAGCUCAAACUCCAACCUUAAAACAUAAAAGAAAAGCAACAAGAGUUGUACAAGUUGGAUGGAUGAAUUUUAAUGAGCAGAAUAAAAAGUUUCAGCAAGUUAGGCUUAAUAAAGGAGGAGGAACUAGAAGUAUAAGUGUUGAUAGAGAUUGCCAGGUGAAAAUGAUUUUAGAAAAAGCGAUUGAGAUAUUUUUUCCUAAUGGAAUUUCUCCCAGUGGACCGGUAAAUAGUUUUGAGUUCAAACUACUUGAUUUUAAACAACAUGAAAUAGACCACAAUAUGAGAAUUCAAGACAUGUUUGAAGUUACUGGUUUAAGUAAAUUAAGGUUUUAUUUGGCAAGCACCAGUUCCAAAAUUUGGUGUAGUUCGACUAACAAUAAUAUACCGUCUUCUUCAUUGCCAAUAACAGUAGAAUCAGACGACGAUGUAGCGGUGUCGUCGCCAACUCAUGCUUCUAACACUGAAUUUCUAGCUCCAAAUGCAGAAGAUGAAUGGAUAAUGUUUUCUGAUCGUUUAAGUCCAGAUCUUCCAUUAGAAAACACACAAUCUAGUACAGUAUUGCAAAGUCAUUGCAGUUUACCUGACACAAAUGAGUUGACUGUGUUAGUAAAUUCUAUUUUGGACAGUUGCGACAAAAAUUCUACUUCAACAGCAGAUAACGAAGUAGCAAAUAGAAAUAAAUUCAUGGAAGUAGAUUACGAGGAUCCAACAGAUAUUGAAGAAUUGUUAAUGAAAAUAAAUAAACUAAUAAACAGUUCUGUUAUCAACAAGGUAAAUGUUUGUCGUGAACAGGUGUUUCAAGGUUUUGUGCGAUCAGUACGAAGACCAAGAUUCUCUGAAUUUAAUAAAUUUUCUGUGAAAUUUGCUGAUGUUGAAGGAAUUGCAGAAGGUGCUAUAGAUGAGGGUGGCCCUACCAGAGAAAUGUUUCGAAUAGCUUUGCAAGAAGUACAAAAUAGUUCAAUGUUUACAGGUAGGACACAAAAGCACUUGUGUCUAUCUGACAAACAUCUGAACAAAAACGAGUAUUUUGAGGUUGGAAGGUUGAUAAGUUUGUCUCUAGUACAUGGUGGACCAGGUCCUAGGUUCUUUUGUGAUACAUUAUUUGGUCUUAUUGCUAACAUAAAAGUGCAGCCGACUUUAGAGGAUGUAAUUCCAGAAAUUCAAGUUGAACUUGCUCAGCUCAAAGAUGCGACAGAGCUGAGUGUCAUGCAAGAUGUCGUACUAUCUAGCAAUGUGUUUUCUAUUGCUGGCUUUAAGUUUGUAAAGAAAGCCGAGGACAAAUUGGACAUCAUAAAUGGAACUUUAAAAUUUUAUGCCGUCAAUGUUAUUCAUGAAGCGUUGGGACAGCUUCUAAAUGGUCUAAAAACUUGCAACAUACUAGAACAUAUUCGCCAAUAUCCGAACUUGUUCAAAGAUAUUAUGUGCAGUAAACCAUCUCUAACUGCAGAGCGUUUAGAAAAUCUUCUACUCCCAGAAUGGAGUGAAGCUGGAUCAAAUAGAAGACAUAUUGAGAAUCGUGUCAUUACCUACUUUAGAGAUUAUAUCAUAGAUUGCGAGGAUUCAGAAUUGAUUUCUUUAAACGAAAUUUUGGCGUUUGCGACUGGUUUAGAUUCCAUACCUCCUCUGGGUUUCCAAAUCAGCCCCAAAAUAAUAUUUUUACAUGACGAACCAGCAUGUAAAUUUCCAAAAGCAAACACCUGCAGUAUAGAAUUGAAAUUACCAGUAUGUCAUAAUAAUUAUGAUGAUUUCAAGUUGGACAUGGAUUUUGGUAUUGGCAAUGCAGUGGGUUUUGGUUUUGCAUGAGUUUGUAGGGGUAAUUAAGUUCUUAAAAUAACUAUUUUGAUUAUAUUUUCAGUAGUUGUAACAUAGUAGUUUACUACCUUACUACUUGUAAUAUAAAAUGUAUAACAUUUUGAAUUAUUUUGUAUUAUUACAAACUAUGAGACUACAUUUUUUGUUUUAUA